AUGUGGAAUUCAAUGAUUAAUGAACUUGAUGAACCCCGCGUUAGAACUUAUGCCGAAAUAUUAAAACAAAAACAAGAUGAUGAAGGAUGUGAAACUGCAAGUUCAAUAUGGCAGAAUCAUGUUGAAAAUAAUAUACUAAAAUUAUACAAAUUGAACAAUGAACCACUUUUAACAAGACAAAAACAUAUCCUAUUUUUAAAAAAAUCUUUAUUUCAUCUUUGUGAAGCUCAUGAGUGUUUAGAUUCCAGUAGAUCAUGGUUGUGUUAUUGGAGUCUACAUUCUCUUCAAAUCCUAGGAGAACGAUUAGAAUAUGAUGAGUAUUCCAAAAUUAUUAAUUUUUUAUCUAAAUGCCAGUCACCAGAAGGAGGAUUUGGAGGAGGCCCAGGACAACAUCCUCAUUUAGCUUCUACAUAUGCAGUAAUAAAUGCAUUAUGUACUAUUGGUACUCCUGAAGCUUAUCAAAUAAUUGAUAGAAAAGGACUUAAACAGUUCUUAUCAUCUCUACAUGGAGAUGAUGGUUCUUUUAGCAUACACAAAGAUGGAGAAACAGACAUAAGAGGAAUAUAUUGUGCUCUUUCUGUAGCAAAACUAACAAAUGUAUAUACUCCAGAAAUAUUUAAAGGAAGUGAAAGUUGGAUAGCUAAAUGUCAAACGUGGGAAGGUGGUUUUGGAGGUUCUCCUGGAAUGGAAGCUCAUGGUGGAUAUGGAUUUUGUGGGUUAGCAGCACUUAUGCUUCUUGGAAAACCUCACUUCUGUUCUUUGAAAUCAUUUCUGGUAUUUAAUUAA
Molecule: messenger RNA, 786 nt
Organism: Eufriesea mexicana
Lineage: Eukaryota; Metazoa; Arthropoda; Insecta; Hymenoptera; Apidae
Gene: Fntb
Product: Farnesyl transferase beta subunit
Exons: 4
Coding region: 1-786 (261 amino acids)
Biological process (GO): protein farnesylation
Cellular component (GO): protein farnesyltransferase complex
Molecular function (GO): protein farnesyltransferase activity
Source: RefSeq, a predicted model, not a curated record